AAAUACUAAGUGUGACUUUGUUUCCUUUUUUGUUUUUUUGGCUUCACUGCCUUCUGUUAACCCCACAGUUCACUUCUUAACAAACUAAACUCAAAGUUAUAAACCCACAGCUGUGAUCAGCCGCCGGAUCAGUGUAUCACACCAAGGAAACCUCAGAGCACUAUGGACAAAGACAGAAAGAUGAUGAUGUUUGGUCUGCUUUUGGCAGCCUUCGUCAGCCCUGUGAUUGCUGGAGAAUGGAGGGCCAGUGUUGUGAGAAGCCUUGAUGCUCUGGUUUCAUCCUGUGUUGUGAUUCCCUGUUCGUUCACCCAUCCUGAAGGAAACCUGCCUACCUCCAGACUCAGAGGGAUCUGGCAUAUUUCAAACCAAAGAGAUCAGUGCAUCUAUCACGAGGAUAACACGCUAGUUUUAGACAAUUUUAAGGGACGCACAAAGUUGUUGGGACAUCUGGGUCAGAGCAACUGCACCUUAGAAAUAAUUGAAAUCAAAGAUCAUGACAGCGGCCCUUUCUGUUUCCGGAUUGAACUUAGACCAAAAGAGACUGGUACACUGGAGAAGUUCUCUUUUGUCGAGCAAUGUGUCGAUCUGAAAAUGCUCCCUGAUCCUCCAAAACCCAAACUGACUCACCUAAAAUCUGCCGUUCAAGGACUCCCCUUCGUUCUCACCUGUACAGUCCUUCAUACCUGCCCCUCUCGGGCCCCUAAACUCACAUGGAGCAGGGGCACUGCAGAUGGGAUCACUGAGGUCAACAGAGAAAUCCAUGCAGGAAACUGGGAGAUGCAGUCCAUCCUAACGUUCAUUCCUGAAGACGAGGAUGAUCACAGUGAUGUCACCUGCACAUCCACUUUUAAUGGAGGCAGAACAUCAUCUAAAACACUGACACUCUAUGUAAAACGUACAGAAAACUACAACCACAUUAUCAUUCCCACUGUGGCUGCAAUUGGUACAGCUCUGAUCUUUGCGGUGUUCAUCAUUCUCAUUGUGAAAAAGUACAAGAGCCGCAUUGUAGAGCUGCAAUCUCAGGAAGGCAGUAUGUGGAACCGGCUCUCCAGACUGUCUCGCAGAGUCAGGACUGACGGUGGGAAGUGAGAAAAGGAACCUCAGAAAUAAGCUUUGAAUUUCCCUCAGGAACAACAAAGUAUCUAUCUAUCUAGCUAUCUAUCUAUCGAAGCACAACAGCUGUUGUCUUACUAUUGCAUUUAACAAUCAUUAAUCUUUUCAAGUAAAUGUAAAACUGCUUUGGCCACAAGGGGGACAAAACUAUAUAUACACAAUGUGUGUAUGAAUAGGCUUAAAGAUAUCCCUUUGGGCUUGUAUGUUACUGCACUAAUAGUCCUUCAUGUUUGCUUGCUUGUUUUAUUGAGAACACCCAAGUGUUUGUUUUUUACAUUACAGUUUUUCUCAGUCGCUUUGGUACAUUUCUCAGAUCAGAAUUUAAAUUCUCAAAACUACUUGUUCAAUCUUCACAUCAUUGUGUCACUUGUGCACAUUAAAAAAAGCAGUUUCUCAUUUCUUUGAACAAGUUGCAAAUGCUUUGGUACAUCCAUGCAAAUGAUUAUGUACAAUUCUCUGCUGUUUCCUACAUUAUCAAUUGCUUAUGUCAUGUUGAUCAAAAUGUAUUAUAAUGGGUCUCUGUUGAAUAGUCUCACCCCCCACAACAUUUAGGCAUUAGUUCAUCGCAUAAGUCUUUACAUGCAAAAUAGUUGAACAAGUUGUCAUAAUAUGUCAAGCUUAUUUCUAUACAUUUCCAUUAGACUUGUUUUCUAAAUCUGUCCUGAAUUGGUAAAUUGCUCCCAGGUGAAUCUUGACUUUCUCUAACGAAGGGAAGUGUGUGAAGCAUGUACAGUUUUCCCUAAGGAGAUUGUCCUAUGUUCACAUUUCUACUUUUGUUUUUUUGUUUUUUUCUUUGUGCUAUGCAGUGCUGUCUUUUCCUUUCUGUAUCGCAAUGACAUGGUCUGUCAACAAAUAACAGUACAAACAGUAAAAGUGUAAAUGUGAAUCUUGUCCAGGCUCUUGCAAUCAAUCUCCCACAUACACUAAGGUGUAACUUACAAUUUACAAUAAUUGUCAUCAGAACUUUAGCCAUAGUUUAUAUCAGAACACCCCUCCAGAGUACACUGUUAUAUUGACAUGACUAAGCAAUUUGACUGUCUUACCCGUACACAAUGACACAAGGACUUGUCAUUCUGAUGACACUGACAUGUUCAUUGACACAGAUAUUUACUUUUGAGAGAUGAACUAAGGAUUUUGAGCAAGAGACUGGCUUUUGCAGGUAGUCCAUGGUGUUUUGCUAUUUGUAAGAAUUGUUUUGAGAAAUGCACUUACUGUUUUGCAAAUGUCGAGGAUGAUUCGAGAAAUGUACCAAAGCGACUGAGAAAAACUGUAACUCCAAAUGUACUGACUUGUGAUGUCAGAGACAUUGUGUUUGGUUUCCUCAUUUUAUCAAUAAAGCCUUCAUUGCCACGA
Messenger RNA from Labrus bergylta (ballan wrasse), 2466 nucleotides. RefSeq names its product myelin-associated glycoprotein. NCBI's taxonomy places the organism in Eukaryota, Metazoa, Chordata, Actinopteri, Labriformes, Labridae. The record is from RefSeq and is a predicted model, not a curated record.